Messenger RNA from Linum trigynum, 210 nucleotides. NCBI's taxonomy places the organism in Eukaryota, Viridiplantae, Streptophyta, Magnoliopsida, Malpighiales, Linaceae. The record is from the annotation of a GenBank genome assembly.
AUGGUGGCGAAAAUCGUGAAUGCUUGUUGUCUAAUUCAUAAUUUUAUACGAGGAGAGGUGGUUGCUGAUGUCUUUGAGAGGGUGUACCGCGAUGAAGAUCCACCUACUGAACUUGACCUUGAGGAUGAAGACCUAAUAAUGCAUAUUCAGCCAACACCGGAGUGGACUCAAUUUAGGCAGCAAUUGGCUCAAGAUAUGUGGGGCUACUAG